Messenger RNA from Myripristis murdjan (pinecone soldierfish), 2409 nucleotides. RefSeq names its product extracellular calcium-sensing receptor-like. Gene Ontology annotation, biological process: G protein-coupled receptor signaling pathway. Gene Ontology annotation, molecular function: G protein-coupled receptor activity. Gene Ontology annotation, cellular component: plasma membrane. Lineage: Eukaryota; Metazoa; Chordata; Actinopteri; Holocentriformes; Holocentridae. The record is from RefSeq and is a predicted model, not a curated record.
AUGACUGGUGCCCCAGCUUCCUCUGUGACAGGGGCUGUCAGAUGUAAGCUCCGGGGCACCCCUCGUCCGCCUGCAUUCUCUAUGGAUGGUGACUACAUUAUUGGGGGUGUUUUCUCCAUACACUACUACAUGCACACAGUGAGGCAUAACUACACCAGCUUGCCUGAGCCUCUGAGGUGCACAGGGAGCAUGGACUCCCGCGAACUGCGUUUCUCACGCGCAAUGGUCUUCGCCAUCGAGGAGAUUAACAACAGCACCGAGCUGCUACCGGGCAUCAAGCUCGGGUACCAAAUUCACGACUCGUGCUCCUCGGUACCUGUGGCGGUGCAAGUAGCUUUCCAGCUGGCAAACGGCUUGAACCCGGUGUAUGUCACCGGCGGAAGCUGCUCACAGUCCGGUGUGGUAACAGCUAUUGUUGGCGAGUCUGGAUCAACGCCGUCCAUCAGCAUGUCACGCGUCCUCGGGCCUUUUCACAUUCCACAAGUGAGCCACUUUGCCACUUGUGCGUGCCUGUCCGACAAGCAGCAGUACCCGGCCUUCUUCCGAACGAUCCCGAGUGACCAGUUCCAGGCCGACGCUCUGGCCAAGCUCGUCAAGCAUUUUGGCUGGACCUGGAUAGGGGCUGUCCGGUCCGACUCGGACUAUGGGAAUAACGGCAUGGCGACUUUCCUGCACGCAGCGCUCAAGGAGGGCAUCUGCGUGGAGUACUCCGAGUCCUUUUACCGCACGCACCCACGCAGCAGAAUUCAAAGAGUGGCUGAUGUUAUCCGCAGGUCCACAGCCAUGGUUGUGGUGGCGUUUGUAGCCUCUGGAGACAUGAGGAUGCUGCUGGAGGAGCUGGCGCGCCAGCCUUCUCCACCUCGCCAGUGGAUAGGCAGUGAGUCUUGGGUUACCGACCCGGAGAUGCUGAGGUUUGACUUUUGUGUCGGGGCCAUUGGAUUUGGCAUCCAGCGAUCCAUCAUCCCAGGCCUGAGAGAGUUCCUGCUGGAUCUCUCUCCAGCUAAAGUGGCCGGUUCUCCACUGCUCACUGAGUUCUGGGAGGGUGCAUUCAAAUGCCAACUAAGAAAGAGUGCUGACGCAGAGGGGAGAGUGUGUGAUGGAGCUGAAGAUAUGCAUAAGCUUCAGAGCCCAUACACCGACACAUCUCAGCUCCGAGUCACUAAUAUGGUCUAUAAGGCUGUUUAUGCAAUAGCACAUGCAAUCCACAAUGCAGUUUGUCAGGACACAAACUCCACAACUCAGUGUGACAGAUCCACCAGGAUAGACCCCACACAGGUUCUGAAUCAAUUGAAGAGGGUUAAUUUUUCUUGUAAUGGAUAUCCUGUUUCAUUUGAUGCCAAUGGGGACCCUGUAGCCGUGUAUGAGCUGGUUAACUGGCAGAGAAGUGAGAGUGGCAUCAUGGAGUUUGUGACAGUAGGACACUAUGAUGCAUCUCUGCCAGCAGGCCAGGAGUUUCAUAUGAGCAGGAACCUCACCUGGGCAGAGGGCAGCACAAAGGUGCCUGUCUCAGUUUGUAGUGAGAGCUGUCCCCCAGGAACUCGUAAAGUGCUGCAGAGAGGGAAACCUGUCUGUUGCUACAACUGUGUACCAUGUCCUGAGGGAGAGAUUAGCAACACCACAGAUUCCCCAGACUGUUUCUCUUGUCCUGAGGAGUUCUGGCCCAAUGCAGAAAGAAACCUGUGUUUCCCCAAGCCUGUAGAGUUUCUCUCUUUCCAUGAGGUCCUAGGAAUCAUCCUGUCCACAUUCUCGGUCGGAGGUGCCUGCUUGACCAUUGUCACAGCAGCUGUGUUCUUCCGUCACAGGGCAUCUGCAAUUGUCAAGGCCAACAACUCUGAGCUGAGCUUCCUGCUGCUCUUCUCCUUGACUCUGUGUUUCCUGUGCUCUCUGACCUUCAUUGGCCGGCCCUCUGACUGGUCCUGUAUGCUGCGCCACACAGCAUUUGGUAUCACCUUUGUCCUCUGCAUCUCAUGUGUUCUGGGGAAAACUAUAGUGGUGUUGAUGGCCUUCAGAGCUACACUUCCAGGCAGUAAUGUUAUGAAAUGGUUUGGGCCUGCACAGCAAAGAAUGACUGUGGUGUCUUUUACAUUUAUUCAGGCGUUGAUAUGCACUCUUUGGUUGGUUUUUAGUCCCCCUUUCUCCAUACAAAACCUAACCACAUACAAGGAGAGAAUCAUUUUGGAGUGCAUUAGGUUCAGCUAUAGGUUUCUGGGCUGUGCUUGGGUACAUAGGACUCCUGGCUGUCUUUUGCUUUGUGUUAGCUGUCCUAGCCCGAAAACUUCCUGAUAGUUUUAAUGAAGCCAAACUCAUAACAUUUAGUAUGCUAAUAUUCUGCACAGUCUGGAUCACUUUUAUCCCGGCUUAUGUCAGCUCUCCUGGGAAGUUCACUGUAGCUGUGGAGAUUUUUGCCAU